AUGUCUCUGUCCAGCAAGCUCUCCAUCACCGACGUUGACGUCAAGGGCAAGAGGGUCCUGAUCCGAGUCGACUUCAACGUCCCCCUCGACGCCGAGUCCAACGUCACCAACAACCAGCGCAUCGUCGGUGCCCUACCCACCAUCAAGUAUGCCCUUGACAACGGCGCCAAGGCCGUCAUCUUGAUGUCCCACCUCGGCCGUCCCAACGGUGCCCCCAACCCCAAGUACACCCUCCGCCCCGUCGUCGGCGAGCUCGAGAAGCUGCUCGGCAAGUCCGUCACCUUUGCUCCCGAUUCCGUCGGCCCCGAGGUCGAGGCCCUUGUCAACGGCGCUGAGGGGGGUGCCGUCAUCCUCCUCGAGAACCUCCGCUUCCACAUUGAGGAGGAGGGCAGCUCCAAGGACAAGGAGGGCAACAAGACCAAGGCCGACAAGGCCCAGGUUGAGCUCUUCCGCCAGGGUCUGACCGCUCUUGGUGAUGUCUACGUCAACGACGCUUUCGGCACUGCCCACCGUGCCCACUCCUCCAUGGUCGGUGUUAACCUCCCCCAGAAGGCUGCUGGCUUCCUCAUGAAGAAGGAGCUCGACUACUUCGCCAAGGUCAUCGAGGCUCCUGAGCGUCCCUUCCUUGCCAUCCUCGGCGGUGCCAAGGUCUCCGACAAGAUCCAGCUCAUCGACAACCUGCUGGACAAGGUCAACACCCUCAUCAUCUGCGGUGGCAUGGCCUUUACCUUCAAGAAGACCCUUGAGAACGUCUCCAUCGGUGGCUCCCUCUUCGAUGAGGCCGGCUCCAAGAUUGUCGGCGACCUCGUCAAGAAGGCCGAGGCCAAGGGUGUCAAGAUUGUCCUGCCCGUCGACUACAUCACCGCCAACAAGUUUGCCCCUGAUGCCGAGACCGGCUACGCCACCGACGCUGACGGUAUCCCCGACGGCUGGAUGGGCCUGGACUGCGGCGAGAAGAGUGUUGUUCUUUACGAGGAGGCCAUUGCCGAUGCCAAGACCAUCCUCUGGAACGGCCCCGCCGGUGUCUUCGAGUUCGACGCCUUCGCCAAGGGCACCAAGGCCACCCUCGACGCCGUUGUCGACGGCUGCCAGAACAAGGGCAAGAUUGUCAUCAUCGGCGGUGGUGACACUGCUACCGUCGCCAAGAAGUACGAGGCCGAGGACAAGCUCAGUCACGUCUCGACCGGUGGUGGUGCUUCCCUGGAGCUCCUUGAGGGCAAGGAGCUGCCCGGUGUUACUGCCCUGUCGAGUAAGUAA
Molecule: messenger RNA, 1257 nt
Organism: Ilyonectria robusta
Lineage: Eukaryota; Fungi; Ascomycota; Sordariomycetes; Hypocreales; Nectriaceae
Product: phosphoglycerate kinase
Exons: 3
Coding region: 1-1257 (418 amino acids)
Biological process (GO): gluconeogenesis; glycolytic process
Cellular component (GO): cytosol
Molecular function (GO): ATP binding; phosphoglycerate kinase activity; ADP binding
Source: RefSeq, a predicted model, not a curated record